Phytomonas sp. Hart1 is the source of this 663-nucleotide messenger RNA. NCBI's taxonomy places the organism in Eukaryota, Euglenozoa, Kinetoplastea, Trypanosomatida, Trypanosomatidae. The record is from the annotation of a GenBank genome assembly.
AUGAGCUCUAUGAAAAGCCAGCCAGCAAUACUCAUGACAAAGGGCAUUGUUGAACUUCGUACAAACCCUGCGCGUUUGGUUGGAAACAUUCUGACCUUCCGACACACACAGUCUAGGAAAGAAGUGACUCUUUUCCCAUUGCCUAACAUCGCCUCAGGGGCUUACUUCAAACGAACCUUUAACGCCGAAGUGCUGAUGCGCCAAUAUGAUAGAAUCCUCUGCGAAGACGGACGCCUUCCCUUCCUGGAGGGUACUUUGGCAGGCUACAAACAGGAGUUUCUCCGCAUGUGUUUUCCUUAUUUUGCCCUUCGCCCAGUGGUCGCGGAUAGUGAAAAGUUUGAUGGGAUUUUGCAGCGCGAUUUUAUUGAAUCUCGUAUGGCUUACGAGAUGGUGGUGGAGGGCUGGGAGCCACCGGUAGACCCGCGGGCACGGCGUGGAAUAGAGCGGAUUGCGACCUACGACGACGGAACUAAAGUGGCCGUCCCAUGGGGUGUUUAUCACAUUCCAUAUUUUCGCUACCGCCUCCAAAAGGAAGGGUAUGUGAAAGUGAAUAUAGAGGAGGUGAUAGUGCUCAACUUCCGCAAAGUUCUAAAGGUGAUAGUCCUCCUCGGUGUGUUAUUUUCUCUCUUCGUCAUUGUCUCCAUUGUUCUGAUCUUUUUUUAA